This is a messenger RNA of Ficedula albicollis (Collared flycatcher), 885 nucleotides long. Its product is annotated as receptor-type tyrosine-protein phosphatase mu-like. NCBI's taxonomy places the organism in Eukaryota, Metazoa, Chordata, Aves, Passeriformes, Muscicapidae. The annotation marks the transcript as partial. The record is from RefSeq and is a predicted model, not a curated record. The transcript is spliced from 5 exons. Gene Ontology annotation, molecular function: protein tyrosine phosphatase activity. Gene Ontology annotation, biological process: protein dephosphorylation.
UGGUUUUCUCCUCUGCUGCCACCUUGCUGGCAAGCAGCCACUUCACACAAGUUUCCUGGUGGCUUCCAUCUCCCUGUUGCCAGCCACGUCUCCCUUUCUGCAGGCAGGCUGUGCUCUGCCAAGAGCAGUGGAGCAGUUUCACUACCUGCUGUGGCCGGACCACGGGGUGCCCAGGAACGCGUCGCAGCUGCUGUGCUUGGUGGAGGUGGUGAACAAGAGGCUGCUGGAAGCACCUGCUGGACCCGUGCUGGUGCACUGCAGCGCCGGGAUCGGGCGCACGGGUACCUUCAUCGCCCUGGACUUCCUCUUGAAGAUGGGCAAGGCCGAGGGGAAGGUGGAUGUGUUUCACUGCGUGCAGCAGCUGCGGGAGCAGCGGGUCAGCAUGGUGCAGACCAAGGAGCAGUACAGCUUCCUGUACGAGGCGCUUCUCGAAGGCUUGCUCUGCGGCAACACCGGGGUCCCAGUGGAGAGCAUCACCACCCUCGUGCGCUCCCUUGGAGAAGAUGAGACCACAGGCCACACCAGAGUCCUAGAGAAGGAGUUCAAGGCCCUGCAGAGAUUUUCUGAGUUGUUCCAGCUGCUGCCGUGCAGAGAAGCAGAGAAAGCCAGAAACCAACCCAAGAACCGCAAGCCAGGGAUCCUGCCAGCGGAUUCCUGCCGGCCCAUCCUGAUGUCCUCGGUGAACGCAGACGGCUCUCCAGCUUACAUCAACGCCGUGUUCGCCAGCGUAAGGCUCCGGCCGCCGGAGCGGGAGCGGCUCGGGGCAGCGGGGACGCUCCUGAGCCCCCUGCUCGACGCCAGGCAGGGCACCGGCCCGGGCUGAGGUGUCCCAGCCCCCGGGCUCCUGCACAGAGCCUGCUGGCCCUGCUGCCAGGAGAUGGCCCC